Messenger RNA from Lactuca saligna, 795 nucleotides. NCBI's taxonomy places the organism in Eukaryota, Viridiplantae, Streptophyta, Magnoliopsida, Asterales, Asteraceae. The record is from the annotation of a GenBank genome assembly.
AUGUUUUGGACAGUUGCCAAGUCAAUUGUUGAGGGAGAUUUCAAGUUGAAUAUAAAGACGAUCAGAGAAGUCAAUCCUGCUACUUAUGAUCAUUUGAAUGCAAGGGAGCCUAAAUAUUGGUGUAGGGUAUUCUAUAAAGGUGGAAUGGCCUACACAUUAGAUUAUAUACUUGAUGCCAACAUACUUGAUGCCAGAAAGAAGGCAUUGUUGGCCAUGAGUUGGUAUGUUCAUCCAAGUGGUAGGAAUUCUUAUGAAGUCAAAAACAGAUUAUACUCAUAUGGAGUUCACUUAGAGGCACCUACUGUUGACGAUGAAGGUUUUCCACAAAUAGAUGUUGAGAUUGAGGUUGAAGAUGAUGGUCUUGAUAUAGAUGAUAUGGAUCAAAUACUGCAUGAUUUGAGUUACUCGAGAGAAUCAAAAUACAAUGAAAAAGAGAUCAUUUUCCGUCUUAUUAUCACCCAAACACAAUUUAAAGAGUUUGUUUCUUUGUUUCAACAAUCCAAACAAGUUCCAAAGCCGAUACCAAAUAGAGUUAAUGAAGCACAAGAGGACAACGUUGAUGAACAUGGAGUUGAUGAAACACAUGAGGACAAUGAUAAAGAUGGAGAUGAUGGAAUUAAUAAAACUCGUGAGGAGGAAGAUGAUGAAGAUGGAGUUGAUGAUAAGCAAGUUAAGGUUAGAACUAGAAAACCUUCUGAAAGGAUCACUGAGAACAUGUUGAAGAAAAUUGUGGUGGAUAAGAAAGGAAUAGGAAUGGCUCUAGAAAAACCUCUUACUUUAGAGUAUAAUUGUUAG